GAGGGAACACCAGCCUUUGAUGCGCCAUUCUUGUCUCGUAUACUAUUACGGAAGAUGAGAAGAGGAAUCAACAUAACGGGUAAAAUGUGGACGAAAUCUGCACUUUUACUUCUUAUGCUAUGUGCCACAUUCCUGAAAACCGACUGUGCCAACCUAUGUGACUUCUGUGAUGUUUUUAAGCAGUGCGUAAGGUUCCCUGCCUGCAAACACUACUGGGACAUAUGCAAAUGUGAAGCUAUUCCCCCAGACAUCCAAUGUGGCGUUGCUGAAUCUCCCCCGAUACCUCGGAUAUCCACCUACAUCGUUGGUGGAAAGGACGUCGGCGAUUGCGAGUUGCCAUGGACCGUUGCAUUGUUCAUCAAGGGUUCCCUGCGUUGUGGCGGCGCCAUCUUCGACGACCGGCACAUCAUCAGUGCAGCUCAUUGCCUCAUGGGAUUAACGAAUCCGAAAGAUGUGGUUGUGGGGCUUGGAUCCAAAGACAGACGUCGAACACGGAAUGCUACAGUGUCAGCCUUCAGUAGGCACCCACAGCACCAUUCAGAUGUCAAUGAUAUUGCUAUUCUAAGACUGGAAGAACCCAUCAAGUUUGAUAAAUGUAUACGGCCUAUUUGCCUUCCACCACAAGACCAUCAGUACAAAGCGAAUCAGACGUGCAUUGUUGCUGGAUGGGGACUUACAUCAGAGACGAGGCUGUUCCAGCCGUUCAAGCUGCAGAAGGUUAAGGUGCCGCUGGUGGAUCUGGAGACGUGCCAGACAGCAUACAACGUGUUGGACACACAACUCUGCGCAGGAUACUUUGUCAAAGGAGGAAAAGAUUCCUGUAAUACUGAUUCCGGAGGUCCUCUGAUUUGCGACUAUAAUGACCGAUGGACUCUGAUUGGAGUUGUGUCAAGUGGUGUUGGAUGUGCUAGGCCCAUGCUUCCUGGAAAAUAUACAAGGGUGUCAAAAUAUAUCUCUUGGAUUAACUAUGUAACAUCAGUGAGGAAACCAUAUCACUACUGAAGAAACGGACAGUGCUUGAAUAAUAGAAUAAACAUUUGCAAUACCA
Molecule: messenger RNA, 1048 nt
Organism: Haliotis rubra (blacklip abalone)
Lineage: Eukaryota; Metazoa; Mollusca; Gastropoda; Lepetellida; Haliotidae
Product: trypsin-7-like
Exons: 7
Coding region: 55-1002 (315 amino acids)
Biological process (GO): proteolysis
Molecular function (GO): serine-type endopeptidase activity
Source: RefSeq, a predicted model, not a curated record